This is a messenger RNA of Pyricularia oryzae 70-15, 4521 nucleotides long. RefSeq names its product TBC1 domain family member 10A. The transcript has a single exon. The coding region runs from base 550 to 3906 and encodes 1118 amino acids. NCBI's taxonomy places the organism in Eukaryota, Fungi, Ascomycota, Sordariomycetes, Magnaporthales, Pyriculariaceae. The record is from RefSeq and is a predicted model, not a curated record.
CUGCGACGUUCUUUCUGUUACCACCCCAGACCCCGUGUUUUCUGGCCAACUUAGUUAGCAUCGCAUUGACGUUCUCGAGUAGACCAGACGAGACCAGCUCCACCCCUCCUUUUUCCAAUAAGCCCAAAGUAUACACGAAAGCAACAAGUACUCUCCUAGCGCGACUUUUUUUGGGGUGGUGAACGCAAGUAAUCAAAAGACUGCCGCGAGUAGCACAACUAAAAAAGCAACGAAUCGAAGGCAGAAGAACCAAAAGAAAAGAGAGGGAAAAAAAAGGAGAGGGGAACGAAAACAGAGGACAAGAAAUUAGUUGACUUGCAGACGAUUACAUAUAACCAUAUUUGAUCAGACUUUUAGCGACAGUCAUACAUUAAGAGACCAAAGCAGUCAACAAGAAAGAAUAGACGAAGAAAAGCCAAGCACCAAGGAAAAAAAAGACAGCAACACCAUUCCCCAGCCAGGAACCAAAUACCAAGACAGCCAGGUCCGGACGAACCAAACGGCCGAGUCGAGUCGAUCGAUGGCAGCGCGUGCUCCCAGUGCCGCGCGAUGGACGGCGGGUCUCCCAUAGCGCCUCUUGAGCGCUCCUUUUCUGAGAUCUCGGCCGCGUCGACGAGGAGCCGGAGUAGCCAUCGCUCUACCGUCCGCGCCUCUCGCAGGGCCAAGCUUGUCUCUAACCCGUCCAGCUCCACCACAGCAUCGUCCGUCGACGCCUUGGACAAGUCCCUGACCUCGUUUCCCUCCUUCUCGCCCGGAUCUCCACAGGAGGAAGACCGCCCUACACUCUCACUGGAUGCUCUUGAUGGCGCCUCGUCCCUGCUGUUCAAAAAGCCCGACGAGACCGCCAACAAAUCGCCUUCACCGCCGAGGACCGCCGUCGCGUCGGCAAAAUCCGCCGCAUCGUCCAUCGUUGCGAGUCUAACGGCCAGCUCGCCCAACCCGCAGGCAUCCUCGUCGACCUUUACAUCUUCUUCCAGCCAAGCACGCAACGCCCUUUUUGACGAUGCGCCGCCGCUCGCCCCCAACAAAAUUCCAGGCGCCCUGCACCUCGCCGACGAUGAGCACAUCGGCCGACUCAUUGCCAAGCACGGCGCCGUUGGAUUGGUGCGUCAGGUCGCCGAGGACCUGGCCCAGCGGGACGCUCAGAUAUCAGCGCUGCGUAUCCGCUCGAGCGACCGGGAACGCGCACUGAGGAAGAUUAUAUUAGAAUGCGGACUAUCUACACUAGACCUUGAGACCCGCCUGCGAGCCGUCGAACACGAUGCCGCGAGGGGCCAGCACAAUCGUCAAGUAUCAGAUCUGAUGAGCGAUGCCAUGACAGACAGCGUCUCACGAGAUAUUAGCUACUACACUGCCGGCCAGGCGACCGUGCGUGCACCCAGUAAUGGGCCUCUUCCUGUCGAGACGGACAGUCAGGCCCAAAACAAGGGCACUAUGAAGAUGAUAAAAGAUUAUUUUUGGGGUGGCGGUGGGAGUGGCAGGAACAGUCGCGCAGGUAGUGUCAACGGAGACACUCCUAAGCAGGAACGGUCCCAGCAGACGGUUGUACGCACAUUUACCUCGUCGGACAGGCGCCCGACGCUGAACGAGGAUCUGUUUACGCCACCCGACGUCGAGUCAGUACGGAGCUCUAGCAGGGCCUCUAGCAUCGUCAACUGUGUGACCCCCGCGAGGAAGAGUUCUAUGCCCUUUGCUGCGACCCUGGUGCGGCUGGUUGCCGGCAACAAUGCCGCCAGCUCCAAGGUGGCGGAUGGCCGUGGUAGGGCAGGCAGUUCCGGAUCUGGGGCAGGUGGAUCCCUGCGGACCUCGUCUGUAUCGAGCCAAAGAACUAACGGGUCGACUCGUGCGGUUUCUACUCAGGGUGGGCCAAAAUCUCUAAUGUCGAUGCGGAGGGUCACAGCAGGCACACUAACUGCCAUGCCACCUGGUGCAGGCAGCCGUACCCGAACAGAGGACCGAUGGGAUACGAUGGUCGUAAGUCCUAGUUUGGAGAACAUUUCUCGGCAGGAGAGCUACGGUCCGGUGGAGAUGGACAAGAUCCUCCCGCUGGAGGGACAGCCGCCGACGCUAUCUCAACUGAAUAAUAAUUACCGGGGUUCUGGGGAGCUUACCGAUAGGUUUGGAUUUAUAUAUGAUCAACAACGCAAGAAGCGGCAGAGGGCGGCACAGCUGGCCAGUCAGUUUAGAGGCAGCGGGCCCAAAAAAGUCGAGCUACUUCAGAACGGGAAACCCAACCUGGCGGCCAUUAUUACUGAAGACAGUUCCAGUUCAAAAUGGGAUGUCGCUAGCGAAGGCCGUCCUGGUUCUCCGUCUUCCACCGAGGAAGGCAAGUCGACCUACAGAUGGUACGACUACCUGAAAGUAGUGACAUUUCAGUCAGGGGCGGAACGUACCACCGAGCUACUCUCCGACACCCCUGUUACAAGCGCUGCGGGUAUCGAAGUGACGGAGGGUCCGGACGCCCCCAAGUCCCCUGGCCUGCCAGUGCCCGCCAUAGUUACGUCAGAAGACCGAGGUUUCGUACCACCAGCGAGCACACCAACGUCCGCAGUCGACACGGGCGACGCCACAAUAGUCAGUUUGGAGAGAGAGCCGGCGGCAGCGGCGGCGACUUUUGUCAGAGACGAAGCCGAGCCAGUGAAGCAGCUGCUAAACCAGCUCAACAGUCUUCACGAUGAUCUCCAGAGGAAGCGGAUGGACCGUUGGAACGAGUUUCAACGGAAGGUGCGGGCGGAGCGGCGCAAAGUUGGAGACUCUGCAGUUGCAGAUGCGCGCUUUCACCGCAUGCCUGAGACAAAGCUGGCCGAUGGGGAGCUGAUUGGGAUUGCAGACCUCGGAAACAAGGGGAAAGUAGGCCGCGCCAAGUGGAGCGAGUUCCGCAGUCUCGUUCUUGGCGGCAUACCCGUGACGCUUCGUGCCAAGGUCUGGGCCGAAUGCUCGGGUGCCCUGGAGCUGCGAGUGCCUGGCUACUAUGAUGAUCUUGUUUCUCGACCGAUUGCCGAGGAUAACGCAGAUGUGGUGACGCAGAUUCGGGCUGACAUCAACCGUACGCUAACCGACAACAUUUUUUUUCGCAAGGGUGCUGGCGUUGAGAGGCUCCACGAAGUGCUGCUUGCGUACUCCCGGCGCAAUCCCGAGGUUGGCUACUGUCAAGGCAUGAACCUGAUCGCUGCAAACCUGUUGCUCGUGACGCCCUCUGCGGAGGAUGCUUUCUGGCUCCUGGCUGCCAUUGUCGAAAAGAUUCUUCCUGCAGGCUACUAUGACCACUCGCUACUUGCCAGUCGAGCGGACCAACAGGUGUUGCGUCAGUAUGUUGCCGAGGUGCUCCCCCGGCUGUCGGCGCAUUUUGACGCUCUGGGGAUCGAUCUUGAGACAAUGACAUUCCAGUGGUUCCUAUCCGUCUUCACGGACUGCCUCUCGGCCGAAGCCCUCUUCCGAGUCUGGGACGUCAUCCUCUCCCUGGCGGGCGAUGGUUCAACCUUUUUGUUCCAAGUAGCCCUCGCCCUCCUCAAGCUCAACGAAACCCAGCUUCUCACGCAGUGCACGUCUCCGGCAGCGGUCUACACGUACAUCAACCACCAGAUGACGGACCACGCCAUCAGCAUCGACGGCCUGGUCCAGGCAUCCGAGGGCCUCAGGAGACUGGUCAAGAGGGAGGACGUGGCAGCGCGGAGGCAAGCAGCCGUGGCUGCCGAGCGCGAAGUGGCUCAGCAGAGGGAGCAGGAACGCGCUGCCAGGACCGAGAGGGUGAAUGCGGCGCGCGCAUCGCGCAAGGCUGUUGCUGCGGCGGCCGUCAUAACUGGCGAAAGCGUGUGUGCGAGCCCGACGGGCACAGCCACGCCAAGCAUAGUCGCGUCCAGCAGGAGCGUCUCCCCAGCGCCCCCACUAUCGCAGCCUGAAGUUUAGCAUGGGAAACACCAAAGGCUCGAUCUUCUUCGGCGACACACUCUCAAGGACGAUCUUGACGACAGGUAUGAUGGUCAGUGAGACUGCAAAAAGAAAACAGCGAAGUAGCGCUCAGCGCAAGAGCUUGGAUUUCAGGUCUCUUUUUUUCCCUUUUUCUUUAACCUAGUUGUUUCUUCUCAACUUUUUCAACGCCUCAUCCUUCUCUCGGGCUCUCUUUCUCGGCAUUCAGCAAGCACUUGGCGUUUUAAUCCUGUUCUUUGAUAUAGUAAUUCUUUGUUGUUUUUACGGCUUUACACCGUUAUCAGCCGCUACAGUCAUACAAUCAUUUUUAUUCUUGCUUUUCCUUUUUUGGUCUUUGUUGUCACGGUUUCUCCAGCCUCUUUGCAAAUCGUUAUAGAACGGGAAAGCUCAUUGAUACCCCCUCUACCUUUUUUUGUCUCAUUCAACAAAAUUCCCCAGCAAAUUCCCACAACCUGGUAACAGUUUUGUAGUUUAAUCCAAAUGUCUGUCCUUUUUAUCCAAUAGAAAAAGAAGGUGGUAUUGCGUAAUACCUGUUUACGCUCAUUUAUGAUAGCGUUGAAUAGAUGCCCUGUUGAUCAACACUUGCUAGCCACA